Molecule: messenger RNA, 1608 nt
Organism: Somion occarium
Lineage: Eukaryota; Fungi; Basidiomycota; Agaricomycetes; Polyporales; Cerrenaceae
Source: the annotation of a GenBank genome assembly
CUCAAAUCCAAGAACUGGCAAAGCUUCCCAAAUCGGCAGGAUACACGCGAAGCAAUAUUCUGCCCACUGUAUUCGUUCUUGACGACCCUACGAUCCCGUUCAGUCGCCUUGAAAAAUCCAUUGGCACAACAGGUGAGCUUCAGAUGACAUUUUUGAAGGUAAUGUGCUGAAAUUCGGAUUCCAGAGGUCAAUAGGGAGGCACUGAGACCCACGAACAUAACUCAUAACCCAUCACAUUUGAGAUAAAACACAAAAUGGGUGCUACUCGCGCACAGAAGGAAGCCUACUUUGUCAAGCUCAAGGAGCUUGUCGCCAAGUACCCCUCUAUCUUCAUCGUCAAUGUCGACAACGUCGGCUCCAACCAGAUGCAUCAAAUCCGUGUCGCCCUCCGCGGCAAAGGUAUCGUAGUGAUGGGCAAGAACACCAUGGUCCGACGUGCUCUCCGUACUAUCCUCACCGAGUUCCCCCAAUUCGAGCGUUUCCUCCCCUAUGUCAAAGGUAACAUUGGCUUCGUCUUCACCAGCGACGACCUCAAGGAGAUCCGUGACAUCAUCACUGCCAACAAGGUUGCUGCUCCCGCCCGUGCUGGUGCUCUCGCUCCCAAGGAUGUCUCCAUUCCUGCUGGUAACACUGGUAUGGAGCCCGGAAAGACCUCUUUCUUCCAGGCUUUGGGUAUUCCCACCAAGAUUGCUCGUGGUACGAUUGAAAUCGUGUCCGACGUCCAGGUUGUCGUUGCGGGUACCCGUGUUGGUCCUUCCGAGGCGACUUUACUUAACAUGUUGAACAUUUCGCCAUUCACCUACGGAAUGACCGUCGUCCAGAUUUUCGAUCAGGGCAACGUCUUCACUCCUGAUAUCUUGGACGUCUCUGACAAGGAGCUCUUGGACCGCUUCUUCGCUGGUGUUACCACCAUUGCUGCCAUCUCCUUGGCCCUCAACUACCCCACCAUCGUCUCCGUCACCCACUCUUUGAUCAACUCCUACAAGAAUCUUAUCGCUAUCGCUUUGGUCACUGACUACACCUUCGAGGGUGCCGAGAAGGCUAAGGAAUACCUCGAGAACCCUGAGGCAUUCGCCGCCGCCGCUCCUGUCGCUGCUGAGGCUGAGGCUGCCCCCGCUGCUGAGGAGAAGAAGGAAGAGGAGGAAGAAGAGGAGUCUGAGGGCGACAUGGGUUUCGGAUUGUUCGAUUAAUUUCGCUCUUCCCGUAUCGUAUAAUGUGCUGUAUCGAUAUCGUACUCUCGCAUUGCAUCAUAGCAUCUGCAUCCACCUCGCUCUUGUUGAGCUCGCAGUUGGCGUGUUCCACCAUGGUAUCCCAGCCAUUGUUAGAUUUCAAAGUCGCGUUUAAGACCUGACUGCUUGCUGAAGACGCACGAUAUGUGUUCAGCUUUAGAUGCCACUCAUCGCUGCGUCUCGCUGACCUCCACAGAACUUAGUCGUAUCCAUCUCAUCAAAUAGCUCUUAUGAUCAUGAUUGUUUCUGUGGACAUUACUUUGCCAACCAAGGUCUUUUGCACCUUGCACAGUGGAGAGAAUUAACCCUAACCUUAUGUAUUUUUGUUGGGAUAAGAGGUUAUCAGUUUUCACAAGACACUUACUGUCACAAAAUAAAG